Schistosoma curassoni is the source of this 1582-nucleotide messenger RNA. NCBI's taxonomy places the organism in Eukaryota, Metazoa, Platyhelminthes, Trematoda, Strigeidida, Schistosomatidae. The record is from the annotation of a GenBank genome assembly.
UUGAAGUGUUUUAUCAGUCAACUGAACACGAUAACGUUGACAUUUCAGCCUCAUUGGGGAUAUUUAAAUUGCUUGCUAGUUAUCAUGUUCUUUACUGUUUUAUUUUUGGCUUAUAUGUUUAAAUUUUCACAACCUCUCUCAUGCCUUGAUGAUGAUGGUCAUGCAGUCGACUGGUUUGUCGGUUACAAAUUACCAAAAGGUUACGACGUUGUGUUUAUGAACGCUGAUCGGAGGAACUGGCAGCUAUCCAAAUUCCCGAUAAAUGAAAAAGGAAUGAUGAAAAAUACGUUCGAAUCCAUGUUCGAUUUGAUUGAUAAGCCUGAUUCUGUGAUCGGGAUGUAUAACGAUGAGAUUCCUAAAUUGACCAAGCCAUUAGGUUAUGAUCGAGAGAACUUAUGGUGGGGUCAUAUGAAAGGUGCAUUUGCUUUCGAUUACACGGAUACGGGAUUUUGGGUUAUUCACAGUAUACCAAAGUUGUCAUAUACGAAUCUAUCAUAUGUUUACCCAAAGACCGGAUAUACAUAUGGUCAACAUUUCCUGUGCGUAACUUUGGAAAAGAAAUACCUCGAAUCUCUGAUCACACAGUUUGCUGUAGCUCGUCCAUUAUUUCAAGGUGCAUAUAUUUCAUCCAGUGUAAAGUCAGAGUUCCCAGAUUUGGCGAAAUUACUUCAGAAUCAAAAAGUGCUUACUGUAACACUAAGUAGAGUCAUUGAAAUGCAAACAGCUAAAAGUUCUUUUCAACUAAAUCAUUUCUCAAAAUCAUCGGAUUUCGGUAAAGAUCUUUAUGCUGAUUUCGUCGCGCCAAAAUUAAAAAAGUCUUUAGAUACUGAGACUUGGCAACAUGACGGAAGUAUACCAUCAGCAUGUCAUCGGCAAUAUUCUGUGAAAAAUAUUAAAUCUAUUUUCAUUGGGGCUACUGGAACCACAAUACAGAAUGCGCAAGAUCAUGCAAAAUGGGCUGUUACUGUGUCCUCAAAAAAGCCUACUGAAGAUAUUGGUAAUUGGAUUUGUCUUGGUGAUAUUAACCGUCAGCCUCAUCAAUUUGAACGUGGUGGUGGUACAAUGUGUAUAAAAGAUCAAAAACUAUGGCAAUCAUUUUAUGAUUUAGUUCAACGUGUAGAAGAAUGCUCAAAAACUGAUUACACUUUUGUUACUACCCAUUUAUUUAAGCGACUAUGGACUUUGAUUGAAAUUGUGCAGUUUUUUUAUGCAUAAACUAAUUCACUUAUGAUGCUUAACAUUGUUCAGUGUUUUUCUUUUUCUAACUUGUUUAUUUUAUUUGUCAUUUUCAUUCUUUCAAAAAAUUUAUUUUGUCCUAUUUUUUUUAUUGCGAAUACUUUUAUAUGAUUACUGAACAAAAUGUUAUCUCUAAAUGAUUAUUUAUUUAAAAUUGAUAUCAUGAAUGAAUGUUAGACAAUCAUUGAAAACCUGGAAGCAUUGGACGGCUGUUUCGUCCUAGCACGGAACUACUCGAUAGUACGAUCAUUUAUUUACUUAUUUCUUUGUUGACAAUUUAAAUGAAUCACAGAAACUUAUUUUACCAGUCUAGAAAAAAACGGCCAAGAGUUAUCGGUUGAUUGAA